Molecule: messenger RNA, 1635 nt
Organism: Gymnodraco acuticeps
Lineage: Eukaryota; Metazoa; Chordata; Actinopteri; Perciformes; Bathydraconidae
Gene: katnbl1
Product: katanin p80 subunit B-like 1
Exons: 10
Coding region: 259-1071 (270 amino acids)
Cellular component (GO): nucleolus
Molecular function (GO): microtubule binding
Source: RefSeq, a predicted model, not a curated record
ACACACCGGCGGUGUAUCUUUUGAAUGGUUCCAGUCUGAAACGGUCUGCACACACAGAGGAGUUGCUCUUGAGUUUAACCCGUUUUUCACAUUUUGGAUUUACACACCUGAAGAGACCUCAAGCGUCUUCACAAAAUGAAUCGUGUCUCUUGUUGGGGAAGCUGGUAAGCAUCUCUGGUAUCAAGAAGUCUUAAAAGGUCAAUAAAUCAACCUUAUGGCUUUCUGCGAUCCUGCCUGCAUUCUUCUGCUGAAAAGAACAUGAAGCAGGUGGAUAAUAUAAAUAAGGAAGAUUUAGAUAAAGAAAGAUUUCAAGUCAAUUACAGAGUACAGACCAAAGGAAAAGCGAAAAGACUGUCAUCUUGCAAGAGGAAGGGUUGUCCAUCGGUGGAGGUGGGCUUAAAGCUGCACCGCAGAACCUCAGAUGUAGGCUGUGCCAGUAACCCCGGCAUGGCCAACAAAGAAAAUGAGCUGACGUGCUCCGAUGAUGUGCGGGGCAUGCUCUUCAACGACAACUGCGGGCUCCCUGUGAACUCCGCAGAGGCCUCCAAGAUGGCAGAGGCCAGCUCCAAGUACAGCAAUUUAACAGAGAUAUCAAAGGACCACGAAGCGAUGACUCGAGUCCUUUUUGGAAGGAGCCUCCGACUAAAAGUAGCUCAAACGUUAUGGCGUAGAAACGCCAGUGAAUUAGUGGCCUACCUAAUAAGAAUUGAAGACACAGGGGUGCUGCUUGACUGUUUACCUGUCUUAACGAACAAUCUUCAAACUGAAGCACCAUGUUUGUCACUUGGCUGCUGUGUUGACCUCAUGCCCCUAGUGAAAGUGAUUCUUGCCAGUAAAUAUGAAGAAAACAUAAUGGUGGGUUUACACUGGGUUCAAUCCGUCAUCAGGAAAUGGUGGCCAGAACUCAAGAAUGAGAAGAGACUGCGGGACAGUUCAGAAGACAGGAAUAUUGAAGUCAUGAAGCAGCGGCUGAAGGACUUGUGGAAGGAAGGAGCCCGGUCAUGUUUGCUUCCAGGAUCUACUGGAGAACUGGCAAAGGCCAUCCAGUCUUAUCUAUCGCAGCUGCCCUGACAGCUGUUCUCGUAGCACUCUGAGGAUGUGACCACUACUGCCGGAUCAUGUCUGUGUUUUGAACUUAUAGUGAUACCAGAGAAAUGGAUGGGCCAUUCACACCCAAACCUCUUUUACUGGGAACGAACUUGACAAUUCAGGCAACUCCCUCAGCUAGAGGUGGAGACUCUGAAGAAGGGCUGAGAGCCUUUCUGCAAAACACACACACACGGCAAACGACUGCUUCACAUUGAAGUGGACCUUCCUGUGAAGGGGCAUAUUUAGUGGACCUCCAUGAGACUGGGUGUAACGUCGCUCUAUGAAGUGCCUAGCUCGUCGUCUCUCACUACACCACUCUUUGCCAUUGAAUGCAAAUGCACUUGUGGAUGUAAUGAAUGCUCCUGUUUUAAUGUUUUUUCGCGCCUUGGUUCCUCUGAAUCAGGAACUUGAAUCAGCAACAGUCUUAAGUUAUUAGAGCUCCUCCUGAUUUCAAUUUGCCUCUUCAUGACAUUCGACUGUAUUACGCGUGAUGUAAACACAAGUGAUUCUUUUAAUCUUUUAAAUAAAUUUGAUAAAAAUCAAUAA